Quercus robur (English oak) is the source of this 1728-nucleotide messenger RNA. RefSeq names its product polycomb group protein FIE1-like. Gene Ontology annotation, molecular function: protein binding; nucleosome binding. The record is from RefSeq and is a predicted model, not a curated record. NCBI's taxonomy places the organism in Eukaryota, Viridiplantae, Streptophyta, Magnoliopsida, Fagales, Fagaceae. The coding region runs from base 157 to 1272 and encodes 371 amino acids. Gene Ontology annotation, biological process: negative regulation of transcription by RNA polymerase II. Gene Ontology annotation, cellular component: ESC/E(Z) complex. The transcript has 13 exons.
UGUAUUUUUGGGGUUUCUUUGACAUUUAUUAGUAGUGUUCUGGGGCUGAUUGAAGUGGGUUUAAUCUACAUACAUUUCUUAAAUUCUCACUAAUCACGGUGUGUGAUUGCUAUAUUCUGAGAAUUUGUUGAAGCAAAUUUGGUGAGAGAGAGAGUGAUGUCAGGAAAGUUCACCAUUGGGAGCGAGCCAGUGAUGGGGUUGCCGACCCCAUCAAAGAAGCGAGACUACAGAGUCACCAACAGACUCCAAGAAGGCAAGCGCCCCUUAUACGCUGUCGUUUUCAACUUCAUCGACUCUCGCCACUUCAACGUCUUCGCCACUGUUGGCGGCAAUCGGGUGACUGUAUACCAAUGUCUUGAAGGGGGUGUCAUUGCUGUCUUGCAGUCUUAUGUUGAUGAAGAUAAGGAUGAGUCUUUCUACACUGUGACAUGGGCAUGCAGCAUUGAUGGUAUGCCUUUUGUAGUGGCUGGAGGACUCAAUGGUAUACUCCGUGUCAUUGAUGCCGGCAGCGAGAAAAUACACAAGAGUUUUGUUGGCCACGGGGAUUCUAUAAAUGAAAUCAGGACUCAACCACUAAAGCCAUCACUGGUGGUAUCUGCAAGCAAAGAUGAAUCAGUUCGCAUAUGGAAUGUCCAUACUGGCAUUUGCAUUUUGAUAUUUUCUGGAGCUGGGGGUCAUCGUAAUGAAGUAUUGAGUGUGGACUUUCAUCCUUCAGACAUAUAUCGCAUUGCAAGUUGUGGCAUGGACAACACUGUUAAGAUCUGGUCAAUGAAAGAGUUCUGGACAUACGUAGAGAAAUCAUUCACAUGGACUGAUCUCCCUUCUAAGUUCCCCACAAAAUAUGUUCAGUUUCCUGUGUUCACAGCUUCAAUUCAUUCAAACUAUGUUGACUGUAAUAGGUGGCUCGGUGAUUUUAUCCUCUCAAAGAGCGUUGACAAUGAAAUUGUUUUAUGGGAACCUAAAGUGAAGGACCAGUCUCCUGGGGAGGGAUCAGUUGACAUCCUUCAGAAAUACCCUGUUCCAGACUGUGAUAUAUGGUUCAUCAAGUUUUCCUGCGAUUUUCAUUAUAAUGCAGCUGCUAUAGGGAAUAGGGAAGGAAAGAUUUUUGUCUGGGAAUUGCAAUCCAGCCCCCCUGUUCUUAUUGCAAGGCUGACACAUGCUCAAUCAAAGUCUCCAAUUAGACAAACUGCCAUGUCAUUUGAUGGAAGCACCAUUCUCAGCUGCUGUGAGGACGGGACUAUUUGGCGGUGGGAUGCUGUGGCAACUUCUUGAGCCUAUCUAAGUGGGUUUAUUGGCAGGGUUAGAAGAUGCAUCUUUCGGCUGCCCAAUUUGGCCUGAAUUUGGUAUAUUAUUGUAACACAUUUUGUGGGGGUUCGGAGGAACCUAAAUGUUCCUUGAAUAGAGAAAUUCUGGCUAGUAAGUAGUAACCCUUCACCUCAGCCGAACAGCCACAGCCACGCUGUCACAGUUAUGAGCUAAAGUUGUUCCAUUUAUGAAACAUGGUGCCAUCACUAAUGGAGGAGGCAAUUUAGGUGAGGAUGACUCUUUAACUUAUAAAUUUUAAGGAUUCUGCUUAGCUCCAUUGCUUCAGGUUUCUCUGCACUGGAGCACUAGAGCCAAGCCUUAUCCAAAUCUUAAAAGAAGAGAAGCAUGUUUGUAUUGCGACUGCUGUCAUUCUUGUGUAUUACCUAGUUUUGAUUAUUGUAUACCAAAAAAAGAAAUUACUCA